AUGGCGAAAAGUGAUGAUGGCAUACGCAUCUUGCAGGGUCUAUUAGUCUUUGGGAAUGUGGUCAUUGGGAUGUGCGGCAUUGCCUUGACAGCAGAGUGCAUCUUCUUUGUGUCUGAUCCCCAUGGUCUCUACCCUCUGCUGGAAGCCACAGAAAACGAUGACAUCUAUGCUGCUGCCUGGAUUGGCAUCUUUGUUGGCUUUGCACUCUUUGCUCUGUCUAUCCUUGGUAUCGUUGGAGUCAUUAAGUCCAACAGGACCUUGCUGCUGCUGUAUAUUAUUCUGAUGCUGAUCACUUAUGCAUUUGAAAUGGCUUCUUGUAUCACGGCAGCGACUCACCAAGACUUCUUCACUCCGAAUCUCUUCCUAAAGCAAAUGCUGGAGAGGUAUCAGAAGUCAGAGACAGACAAUAACAAUGACAAAUGGAUGACUGAAGGGGUCACAAAGACGUGGGAUAAACUCAUGCUUCAGAAUCAGUGUUGCGGGGUGCAGGGCCCCUCCGACUGGCAGGAGUACAUGUCCGCCUUCCGCAUCACGCACAGUGACGCCGACUUCCCUUGGCCGCACAAUUGCUGUGUCAUGGAUGCCCAAGGGUCUCCCGUCAACCUCGAUGGCUGCAAGCUUGGAGUCCCCGGCUACUAUAACAGCAACGGUUGUUAUGACGCUAUUUCUGGGCCAAUGAACACACAUGCCUGGGGUGUUGCCUGGUUUGGUUUUGCCAUCCUCUGCUGGACUUUCUGCGUCCUCCUUGGUACCGUGUUCUACUGGAGCAGAAUUGAAUACUGAAGGCCCAGUGUCCUCAGCGCUGUCCUGAAGCACCAUGUGAAACUACAUUCGUUCGUCUCCUGCUCCAUUCUCCUUGUGUCAUGGAGGAUUUGAAGUUUUCCCACUACCUCUCCCAUAUAUACUUUUGCCCCUCCAAAAACUUGACACACAGAGCUGAUGACUCCAGGAAAGAAUCUUCUUGUCCCUUCUUUGCCCCUUGUUCUGCAGCCUUAAUGCCUCCUGGCUGAGGCACAAUCCUUCUUUUGCUGUGCAAGAAAUCC
Gymnogyps californianus (California condor) is the source of this 1043-nucleotide messenger RNA. It is a transcript of the gene UPK1B, whose product is annotated as uroplakin 1B. NCBI's taxonomy places the organism in Eukaryota, Metazoa, Chordata, Aves, Accipitriformes, Cathartidae. The transcript is spliced from 7 exons. The coding region runs from base 1 to 783 and encodes 260 amino acids. Gene Ontology annotation, cellular component: membrane. The record is from RefSeq and is a predicted model, not a curated record.